Apis dorsata (giant honeybee) is the source of this 2775-nucleotide messenger RNA. RefSeq lists its product as uncharacterized. The transcript has 3 exons. The coding region runs from base 828 to 2135 and encodes 435 amino acids. The record is from RefSeq and is a predicted model, not a curated record. NCBI's taxonomy places the organism in Eukaryota, Metazoa, Arthropoda, Insecta, Hymenoptera, Apidae.
AAAGAUUACUGGCACACGGCGAUCCGUUUUCUAGAUUUCCAUCAAGCGUAGAAAGGAACGUGAGACAGCGAAAGAGGAGACAGAGAAAGGUGCAUGGCGAGCAGAAGGUGCGGGAGGUGCGGAAGGAAGGAUAUUGAUCGACGGUAGGAGUGCGCGCAUGGGAAAUCCUCUCUUUGUCCCACCCUGCGGCCUGCAUCCACCUAGGUGGCUCACGAUGGAACGUGCAUCGUGUCAGUCGGUACUUUAAGAUCCACACUACGCUACGAUCAUAAACGGUCCGACGAAUAGAACGUUGGGGAAGUCGGUUGGUGCUCUGCGCCAAGGGUGUGUCGUGCUGUGGACACUGUGAGCCCCGAUGAGAAAACGUCGAACUACGCCGGCCCGAACGUUCAAGGACCGGUCGGCGUAACAGGAAGUAGAAGGGACACGCGACGAAUCCAUUCGUUUUAUUAGUGAUUUCACCAACUCUUCGCAUACUUACACACGACAAGCUCAGAUGUGAACAGUCAAAUAGGCGGACGUUUUGCAUGUGUAUCGUUCAUAGGAGUGUAUAUGUCGUUUAUUGGCAUUGAUUGGGGACAAUAGACACGCAAAACGUCACAAGCACGAUACACAUACACUUUCUCUCUCUCUCUCUCUCUCUCUCUCUCUCUCAUCUGUUUUUUUUCCCCCCGUUUCCUUUCAACACGGCCAUCAUUGAUAUCAUGGUUGUUAACCGUCAUUAAACUAAUAGAAUAAACAAAGGAAAGAAAAAGAGAGGAGGAAAAGAGACAGAGACAGACAGAGAGGGCGAGAGAGAGAGAAAGACAGACAGAAGAAACGAAACCAUGGCGAAUUGGGAUUGGGAAGAUACCGAUUGGGAUUGGGAAGAUACAGAAGAAUCUUCCUGCGGAGAGGAGCAGAAUCAGAUAGAAUUUAACAAGGAGUGGCUCGGUGGUGUUCUAAAGGAAUUUCACAAAGAACCGGUCACAAUAAGCGAAUGUAAUGUAAGUCCCGGCUGUACGAGUAAUGAAAGCGCGCUGAGUGAUAUUAUGCGUCUUAAAAUCAAGUAUAUGUUGAACGACACGAAUACUACGCAAGAUUUGUCCGUAAUCGUGAAAGAGCUUCCAAGAGAUCCGAUAAAUCGUUUUUUUGUUAUCGAAGGCCAAUUCGAUCUUCGGGAAAUUAAAUUUUAUACACAGGUAAUGCCCGACCUAAAAGAAUUUCAAAAGAAACAACUAGCAUCUCAAGGAAAUAAAUCGGACAUCGAAAUUCUUCUGUCAGUUCCAGUAUGCUAUUUUGCAGAUUAUACACCAGCUGAUGAAUCAGGCGAUAAGCCCACAAAACCAGAAUCAAUUUUGGUAUUGCAAGACCUUCGUGAUUCUGAUUUUCGAAAUAUUAAAUUUCGUGAAGGAAUGACAUACGAUCAAACUAAAAUUGCAUUAGAAGCUAUAGCACGUAUACAUGCACACUCUCUGGCAAUGAAAGUUGUAGAAGGAGAGCCUCUGUCAGAACGUUAUCCAUUUCUCUUCCAAACAGCAAAAGCAACAAAUUCGUAUCAACAAUUGGUUGAACGUGGUUUACCGCAACUUGCCAAAUUUUUGAAAAGUACACCAGGAUUGGAAGCGAUACUCGAGGCCUUAGUUAUUCUAAGACCUAGGACUAAACAUAUAAUAUCUGCACUUCUUGCGCCAGAAGGCCCGCUAGCGUUGAUCACGCAUACAGACUUUUGGUGUAAUAAUUUACUUUUCAAGGAAGGACCCUCUGGUUUCGAAUGUUGUAUCCUAGAUUGGCAAAUGGUUACUUAUAGUAGACCGACUAACGACAUUGCUCUGUUAUUAGUAAGUUCAUUGCCAACCGAACUACGUCGAAAGCAUACGGAAACUUUCCUUGAUAUUUAUUGGGAUGCACUAACUGGCACGUGUUCUCGUCUUGGUGUCGACAUUCCCAAAGAUUUAGGCUAUACAAGAGAAGAUUUAAAUAAGGAUUAUAGACGAUCGCAACUUCUCGCUCUCCUAUUAUGUAUUGGAUCCGUAGAUGUUGCUCUAGGAGAUGCAGAUACUGAACAGCGCUUGAUCGAUGUUUUAAAAGACCUUCAUAAUGAAGGUGUACUUACAGACGAGACUAUAAUUGCCAAUAGCGAAAAUGAUCCUUAGUCAGCGUUAUUACCGCCCAUGAUAGUGCUGCAGCAAAUUAAUAUUUCUAUGCGAAAUGUAAAUCGGAAAAGAAAAAGUUAUGGAACUGAUCGUUCAAGAACUCGAUCCGUCUAUCAUUAACGUUAUAAUUACGAAUAACGUGAUUCAUUUCAAGCGAAAAAAGCUUGUGUGUUGAUAAUUAUGUAAUUGUGGAAUCGGUCACGUUAAAAUUCAUUGACGUGAUGAAAAUAGAAUUGAUGUUAGAUUCUUAUGUUUGAAAACAUUUCAAUAUUGGAUUGUUCUUGCGAUAUAUACACCUACAAUUUAGUAAGAAAAUUAAAUAAACAAAAUACCACAUACAUAAUAAUUACAUUAUAUGAAAUUUUAAAAAUACAAACGACUCAAAAUGUAAAAGAAUUGCUAACAAUACGUGCCAUAAAAAAUAAUUUAAGUCGAGAAUAACAUUCUUCUUCUUAAAUUAGUUAAAUAUAAUACUUAUUUAAUUUAAAUUUGAAGUUUUUUAACGAAAUUUCUUCCCGCAAACUAAACUAAAACGGCUAUACGACCGAUUUUUGUUACUUGUAAUUCAUAUACGCAAUAAUUAUAUUAUUCCAUUUCUUUGUACAAACUAUAUAAAUAAAUAAUACUUUGAUGUUGUCAU